This is a messenger RNA of Papaver somniferum (opium poppy), 523 nucleotides long. RefSeq names its product histone H4. Bases 49 to 360 code for a protein of 103 amino acids. Gene Ontology annotation, molecular function: structural constituent of chromatin; protein heterodimerization activity; DNA binding. The transcript has a single exon. Gene Ontology annotation, biological process: nucleosome assembly. Lineage: Eukaryota; Viridiplantae; Streptophyta; Magnoliopsida; Ranunculales; Papaveraceae. Gene Ontology annotation, cellular component: nucleosome. The record is from RefSeq and is a predicted model, not a curated record.
ACCAAAACCAGUAGAGAGAAAUUAAAUAAGAGUAGAAACAAAGAAAAAAUGUCAGGAAGAGGAAAAGGAGGAAAGGGUUUAGGAAAGGGAGGAGCAAAGAGACACAGGAAGGUAUUGAGAGAUAACAUUCAAGGUAUCACUAAGCCUGCUAUUCGUCGUCUUGCUAGAAGAGGUGGAGUUAAACGUAUCAGUGGUUUGAUUUAUGAAGAAACAAGAGGUGUUCUUAAGAUCUUCUUGGAGAAUGUCAUUCGUGAUGCUGUGACCUACACCGAACAUGCUAGAAGAAAAACUGUUACUGCCAUGGAUGUUGUUUAUGCUUUGAAGCGCCAGGGAAGGACUCUUUAUGGAUUUGGGGGUUAGGGUUUUAUCUUUCUUAGUUUCGAUUUGGGGAUUUUAUGUAAAAUUUCAGUCUGGGUUUAGGUUUUCUAAGCUUAACUUGUUAUGUUUUUUUUUUUUGCUUGGGUAUGGUGCAAUCCAGAUCUGUAUGUUUUGGAAAAAUGAAUAGAAAUCUUACCUUCUUCAA